Phoenix dactylifera (date palm) is the source of this 1452-nucleotide messenger RNA. RefSeq names its product proteasome subunit beta type-7-B. Lineage: Eukaryota; Viridiplantae; Streptophyta; Magnoliopsida; Arecales; Arecaceae. Gene Ontology annotation, molecular function: threonine-type endopeptidase activity. Gene Ontology annotation, cellular component: proteasome core complex; cytoplasm. The record is from RefSeq and is a predicted model, not a curated record.
ACAGAAAUUCUUCUCGCUUCCCUCUUCGCCUCCAAGAAACCCCCCUACUCUCUCUCGUUCUCUCUUCUCGCGAGUCCGAUUCGUCCGUCCUCCAAGACUUCGCCAAUCUUUCGCACGGACUCGAGCAGAUCGGUAGGUAUAUCAAUCUGCUCCCCCUCACGGUGUGGAAAAUGAGAGAUUUUUUGAAAAAAAUUACCGACGAGAGAAAUUUUUCCCUUGGCAUCUUUUCCGUGGAGUCCUGAAUUUAUGGCUUGCGAGUGUGAUGGGAAAGAGAUGUUCGAAAAGUGAUAAAAAUUUAUCUUUCUGUAAUGGUCUGGAAGUGGUCCUUUGGUAACCAAAAAUAUUUCUGUAUUGAUUUUGAUUCUUGACGUGCUUACUAUCGAGGGCGUCUUCCAGAUCGAUGGCAAGAGCUGCGGCAGAUUUACCACCAAAAGGUGGAUUCAGCUUCGAUUUAUGCCGCAGAAACGAUAUGCUGUUGAAGAAAGGGGUCCAGCCGCCGUCUUUCAGGAAGACUGGAACCACCAUUGUUGGCCUGGUCUUUCAGGAUGGUGUUAUUCUAGGUGCAGAUACUAGGGCAACUGAAGGACCUAUAGUAGCUGACAAGAAUUGUGAAAAGAUUCAUUACAUGGCACCAAACAUUUACUGCUGUGGAGCAGGAACCGCUGCUGAUACAGAGGCCGUUACUGAUAUGGUCAGCUCUCAGCUGCAACUGCACCGUUAUGCAACUGGACGAGAGUCAAGGAUUAUUACUGCCCUUACUCUUUUGAAGUCACACCUUUUCAGUCAUCAAGGUUAUGUGAGCGCUGCUUUGGUCCUUGGUGGGGUUGAUGUUACAGGACCUCAUUUGCACACUGUCUACCCUCAUGGUUCAACUGAUACCCUCCCUUUUGCUACAAUGGGUUCUGGAUCUCUUGCUGCUAUGGCUAUAUUUGAAUCAAAAUACAGAGAAGGACUUACUAGAGAUGAUGGAAUAAAACUUGUGUGUGAGGCAAUAUGCUCUGGCAUCUUCAAUGACUUGGGUAGUGGGAGCAAUGUUGAUGUUUGUGUGAUAACAAAGGGCCAUAAGGAGUACUUGAGAAACCAUCUGUUGCCAAAUCCAAGGACCUACAUCAGUUCUAAAGGCUAUUCCUUUGUCAAGGGGCAUACUGAGGUAUUGUCUACCAAAAUCACUCCGUUGAAGGAAAAGGUGGAAGUAGUAGAGGGAGAUGCCAUGGAAGAGUGACAAAUAAGCUGAACUUGUCUUGUGGAUUUCAUUCUUGAAACUUCCAUUUCUGGUUGAACUCAGUUCUUUCAUAUAUUCGAUGUUCUUGCUAUUAGAUUGUUUUAAACUGCAAAGCUUCUAUUGCUUGAAAGUCUUAAAAAUUAAUUCAGCCAUACAACAAUCGUACUGUUUAGACUUGCGGUGGCCUUAACUUUACACAUAAUGAAAGUUAAUUUAGGUGCAAUUGCGUA